Canariomyces notabilis is the source of this 1248-nucleotide messenger RNA. RefSeq names its product Arginase/deacetylase. Lineage: Eukaryota; Fungi; Ascomycota; Sordariomycetes; Sordariales; Chaetomiaceae. The coding region runs from base 52 to 1248 and encodes 398 amino acids. Gene Ontology annotation, molecular function: metal ion binding; agmatinase activity. The transcript is spliced from 7 exons. The record is from RefSeq and is a predicted model, not a curated record.
UUUUGUUCGCUACUAGAAGCUGGAGAACGGGCCCCCAAGUAGGAAAGAACGAUGCAUUCCUGGUCAGCACUCUUAACCCUCGGGUCCGCGGCAAUCGCGACCGCCCACGCCGGGCAUGAGCAGUCUCAGAAAAUAAUUUCGGGACCUCACAAAUCUUUGUGGUUUAAUACCCUUCCUGGGGAUGGCGGUACACAGGCCGAUUCCGUUUUCUCCGGCAUAUCUACCUUUGGCCGUCUCCCUUACCAGCCCUGUCUUCAGAACCCUGAUGCCAUCUACGACAUUGCUUUCAUCGGUGCUCCCUUCGACACCGGGACGUCGUAUCGUCCAGGCGCUCGCUUCGGUCCCUCGGGUAUCCGACAGGGCUCUCGGCGGUUGAAUCUCUAUGGAGGAUACAAUGUCCCCCUCAAGACAAACCCCUUCAACAGCUGGGCCACCGUCCUAGACUGCGGUGACAUUCCUGUUACGUCGUAUGACAAUACUUGGGCUCUUCAACAAAUCGAGGAAGGCCAUUUCAAGAUCCUCUCCCGCCCUCCUGCAACGGAUGCGGACAAGCGAGGACCUGCCAUCAAGGGCAAAACGCUGCCUAGAGUCAUCACGCUUGGCGGAGACCAUACCAUCACCCUUCCCUUGCUGCGAUCCAUCAAUCGCGCUUACGGCCCUGUCUCCGUCAUUCACUUUGACAGUCACCUGGACACCUGGAAGCCCAAGGUGUUUGGCGGAUCACCCUCUGAAGUCGCGGCCAUCAACCACGGCACCUACUUCUACCACGCCGCCAUGGAAGGCCUGCUUGCCAACGACACCAACAUCCACGCGGGGAUCCGCACCACCCUGAGCGGGCCCAGCGACUACGACAACGACGGCUACUGCGGCUUUGAGAUUGUCGAGGCCCGCGAGAUCGACACGAUUGGCACCGACGGCAUCAUCAAGAGGAUCGUGGACCGCAUCGGCACCAAGAGGCCCGUCUACCUCUCGAUCGAUAUUGACACGUUGGACCCGGCGUUUGCCCCGGCCACGGGCACCCCCGAGACAGGAGGCUGGUCGACCAGGGAACUCAGGACCAUUCUCCGCGGGUUGGAGAAUCUCAACUUGAUUGCAGCGGAUAUUGUCGAGGUCGCUCCUGCGUACGACACGAACGCCGAGCACACUACCAUGGCUGCAGCUGAUGUGCUCUAUGAGGUUAUGAGUAUCAUGGUGAAGAAGGGCCCCCUGAGUAAAAUGGUGGAGGGCAACGACGCGGAUGAUCUGUGA